This is a messenger RNA of Zophobas morio, 1077 nucleotides long. It is a transcript of the gene Rack1, whose product is annotated as small ribosomal subunit protein RACK1. The coding region runs from base 82 to 1038 and encodes 318 amino acids. Gene Ontology annotation, biological process: rescue of stalled cytosolic ribosome; positive regulation of protein phosphorylation. Lineage: Eukaryota; Metazoa; Arthropoda; Insecta; Coleoptera; Tenebrionidae. Gene Ontology annotation, molecular function: protein kinase C binding; translation regulator activity; ribosome binding. The record is from RefSeq and is a predicted model, not a curated record. The transcript is spliced from 5 exons. Gene Ontology annotation, cellular component: cytosol; nucleus.
CACGUUGGCAACAAACUCCGUCCUUCGUACUUUUCUUUUCCGCUGCGGACUCGAACGUGCACGGUUGUGUUAUUUCCAAAAAUGUCCGAAACUCUUCAAUUAAAAGGGACCCUUCUGGGUCACAAUGGGUGGAUUACGCAAAUCGCAACUAACCCGAAAUACCCAGACAUGAUUUUAUCGUCGUCACGAGACAAAACCCUCAUCGUCUGGAAAUUGACACGUGAAGAAACCCAGUACGGCGUUCCGCAGAAGCGUCUCUACGGCCAUUCGCAUUUUAUCUCCGACGUAGUCCUCUCCAGCGACGGCAACUACGCCCUUUCUGGUUCCUGGGACAAGACUCUGCGCCUGUGGGACUUGGCCGCCGGAAAGACGACUCGCCGGUUCGAAGACCACACAAAGGAUGUCUUAAGUGUGGCUUUCUCCGUGGAUAACCGGCAAAUCGUGUCAGGAUCGCGCGAUAAGACCAUCAAGCUGUGGAACACUUUGGCUGAGUGUAAAUACACGAUUCAGGAUGAUGGGCACUCUGAUUGGGUUUCUUGCGUUAGGUUCUCCCCUAAUCACUCCAAUCCGAUUAUUGUUUCGGCUGGGUGGGACCGCAUGGUUAAAGUCUGGAACUUGACUAACUGUCGCCUGAAGAUCAACCAUUCGGGACAUACAGGAUACUUGAACACGGUCACGGUUUCUCCUGAUGGGAGUCUGUGUGCUAGUGGAGGCAAGGAUUGCAAAGCUAUGCUUUGGGAUCUGAAUGAUGGGAAGCAUUUACACACGCUUGACCAUAAUGACAUCAUUACAGCAUUGUGCUUCUCACCUAAUAGGUACUGGUUGUGCGCUGCCUUUGGGCCUUCUAUUAAAAUCUGGGACUUGGAAAGCAAGGAAAUGGUUGAAGAACUCAGACCUGAGGUUGUAUCUCAACCUCUGAGCAAAGCUGAGCCCCCACAAUGUUUGUCCCUUGCAUGGUCCACUGAUGGGCAAACUUUGUUCGCUGGGUAUUCAGACAAUACAAUUAGGGUGUGGCAAGUCAGCAUUUCUGCCCACUAACUUUUGUAUUUUUACUAUUAAUAAACAGUAAGAAAAUAA